Phyllopteryx taeniolatus (common seadragon) is the source of this 3527-nucleotide messenger RNA. Its product is annotated as alpha-1,6-mannosylglycoprotein 6-beta-N-acetylglucosaminyltransferase B-like. The record is from RefSeq and is a predicted model, not a curated record. Gene Ontology annotation, cellular component: Golgi apparatus. Gene Ontology annotation, biological process: protein N-linked glycosylation. NCBI's taxonomy places the organism in Eukaryota, Metazoa, Chordata, Actinopteri, Syngnathiformes, Syngnathidae. The coding region runs from base 432 to 2852 and encodes 806 amino acids. The transcript is spliced from 17 exons. Gene Ontology annotation, molecular function: alpha-1,6-mannosylglycoprotein 6-beta-N-acetylglucosaminyltransferase activity.
GAAGCGAAGAAAUCGCCGGGAGCCAGUGAGUGUCGGCACACUCGGGUGGGCGUCUGUGACAAGUUCAAGCCGGCUUAGCGAAGCUCUGCGCGGACUCGUCCGAGGCAGAAGCUCGCCGACUCGCUCCACGUUACACGACGCCGUUAUCGCAAAGAAGUUGAAGGGCGGGGGAGAAAAAAAAAACAACAACAACCUGCGGCCACAUUACUUCGGAGUCGCCAGACGGCCGCUGAGAUUUAAGAAAAAAAGAAGAAGAAGAAGAAAAAAAGUCGACUGACACGGGAUAUUUUCUGGCUAAAACUUUCCACUUUUCCUCCACUUGAACUCGAAGACGUUUCAUUGACGCCGGUGGGAAGACUGGCCAACAUGUUCGGUGAGCACACCGCGGCCGGGAGCUUGGCGUCCAUGUCAGGGGUCGCUCGUUUCGGGAAAUGAUCACUGGCGGCACCGACGGCAAAAUAAUGCUCAGAAGAUGGCUCGCCACCUUCAAGCCGUUCAGGAUAUUUGUGGUGGGGAUAGGCUUCUUCAGCCUGUGCUUUCUAAUGACUUCUCUGGGGGGGCAAUUUUCAGCCAAAAGACUGGGGGACGCCCCCUUCACCAUCCGUACAGAAGUGCUGGGAGGUGUGGAGUCGCGCGGUGUGCUGAGGAAGAUCAGUGACAUGCUGGAGGUGAUUCUGAAGCGAAUGGACAGCCUCGCCAAGCUGGACAACACCACCGCCGCGGACACGCGACGCCUGGACGAGCUCAGCUCCGCAAUCAACAAAUUUCAACCAGCUGGCCUGAUGGAUAUGAUCCAGACUAUUGCCCAGAAUGUCUCCAACAUGGCAGUCAGAGUGGAGCAGAUACUGCAAACCAGCAUCAUGCAAGGCAAAGCAGUGAGAGAUGGGACAUCAAGCCAGUGCGACGUACCCAAAGACCCCCGCUACCCGGAGUGUCCCGGAAAAGUGGACUGGAUGCGAGCACGCUGGACCUCUGACCCUUGCUACGCCUUCUACGGCGUCGAUGGCUCCGACUGCUCCUUCCUCGUCUACCUGAGUGAAGUGGAGUGGUUCUGCCCCCCGCUGGCCUGGAGGAAUCACAGCAGCCAAGCCAGCCCCCAGCAUGUCUACCAGGCUAAGGGCACCAAGAGGCCUGCUGCCUUCCGCACCGACCUGUCCAUGUUACUCGACCAGAUUGGCGCAGGAAAGGAGUCUCUGAGCUUCAUGAAGCGUAGAAUCCGUCGCCUUGCGCCGCAGUGGGCGACGGCUGCCAACCGCCUCGACGCUAAGCUGGCGCACCGGUGGAGGGACCAGAAGAAGAUCUUAAUCCACGUGGGGUUCCUAACAGAGGAGUCUGGCGACGUUUUCAGCCCCAAGGUGCUUAAAGGGGGUCCUCUGGGAGAGAUGGUCCAGUGGGCCGACAUCCUCACCACACUCCACGUUCUUGGACACAACCUCAAGAUCUCCAUGUCUGUCAAGGAGCUCCAGAGCUUCCUGGGUGUGCCCCCCGGCCGAGGCAGUUGCCCACUGACUGGUCCUCUGCCUUUUGACCUCAUCUAUACCGACUACCACGGCCUGCAGCAGAUGAAGCAGCACAUGGGGCUCUCGCUCAAAAGACACAAGUGUCACAUCCGAGUGAUUGACACAUUUGGGACGGAGCCAGCGUACAACCACGAGGAGUACGCCACCCUGCACGGCUACCGGACCAACUGGGGCUAUUGGAACCUGAACGCCAGGCAGUACAUGACCAUGUUCCCUCACACGCCAGACAACUCCUUCAUGGGCUUCGUGUCGGAGGAGCUGAACGACACGGAGAAGAGGAGCAUCCAGCAGAGCAAAGUCAGCAGCAUGGCAGUGGUGUACGGGAAGGAGGCCAGCAUGUGGAAGGGCAAAGAAGGUUUCCUGCAGAUUCUCCACAAGUACAUGGAGGUCCACGGCACGGUGUACUACGAGACGCAGAGACCUCCAGAGGUCCCGGCCUUCGUCAAGAACCACGGCCUGCUGCCCCAGCACGAGCUGCAGCAGCUGCUUCGCAAAGCCAAGCUCUUCAUCGGCUUUGGUUUUCCCUACGAAGGCCCCGCCCCCCUGGAAGCCAUCGCUAACGGCUGUGUCUUCCUGCAGCCAAAAUUUAAACCGCCUCACAGCUCGCUCAAUCACGAGUUCUUCAAAGGAAAGCCCACCUCGAGAGAAGUGUCGUCCCAGCAUCCGUACGCGGAGCAGUACAUCGGCCGUCCUCACGUCAUGACGGUGGACUACAACAACUCUGUUGAGUUUGACGCUGCCAUUAGAGAAAUUAUGCGGACCAAGGUUGAACCUUACCUGCCGUACGAGUACACGUGUGAGGGCAUGCUGGAGCGAGUGCACGCCUACAUACAGCAGCAGGACUUCUGUGACCCCGAGCCACUGUUCGUCCCCGCCAACGUGUCCAGACAAGGUUCUGCUGGCGGCGUGGGCGGCGGCCUGGCGAGGCCUCUCUUUGCGCCCCUGCCCAACUCCACAGCUCUGGGCUGGGCGCCCGACGUGGCCUCUCCGCCCGCCGCCUGGCCCCCGCUCAGCUCGCUGCGGCUGCUGGUGUCGCAAGAGGGCGAGUCGUGCGUCGAGGCGUGCCGCGCCCGCGGCCUCGUCUGCGAGCCCGCUCACUUUCGCUUCAUCAACAACAAGGAGGCUCUGCGCAGGUUGGAGGUUCAGUGUGAUGUUCUGGACUCGGAGAUGAACCACGUCCUCCCGGGCUUCUCCGUGUUGCGGCGCGAGUGCGCACUUCAGCGCGAGCCGCUGCUCUUCAGCUGCGCCGGCCAGUCGCCCAAAUACAGACGCCUGUGCCCCUGCAGGGACUUCCGGCGCGGCCAGGUGGCACUGUGCAGGGACUGCCUCUGACCGCGGGACGCGCUCGGGCGGGAGAAUCGGUGGCGAGGCAGGUAAUGAGCCCGCUUACCUGAGAGUGCAGGGAGACGCCCUCCAUUGUGGAAUAGGAAGCGCGAGGCAUGGAUUGAACGUGUUCCAACAGGCGCCAGGGUACGAUAUGAUGGGGCUUCCUGCGUCGGCGGCGAGUGGAGAAGUCGCUGCUUACGGACGUCGGCCAAGCCGGUCGGAGUGUAGCCUUCCCCCCACGGAGGGCAGAUGAAGAACACACCCGCUCAUUUGAGGACCCUGAAGUCGUCACUUUGGAGGUAGAAGAGGCUGCGGUGUCAUUCCUUCCCUGGACGAGGAGGCCAGCGCAGUUCAAUAUCCAAUCUCCUCUCGGCGCGCGCACAAAAGGGAGACGGACAAGCGGGGGGUUAUCGCCCGGGCUUCCCCCCCCGCCGUAUCCUCUUCCUCCCCCUCCCUCGUCGAUUGGCAGAGUCAUUUAUCAGACCGGGCCCCCGAGUCGGAGGCAACAUCACUCAAUGUAAUCAUCCGUGGUCACAAAAGGCAGGAAAAGGAGCAGAGAGGACACAGAUAAAGGCGACAAAAUUAUUUUUCAAUGAAUACGCUCAAGUGGAUUUUUCAGAGUCCUCGCUGCCUGAUGGAGGAGACGUCACCAAAUAAAAAGAUCAUCAUGGAUCAAAGCCC